AUGGAUAAAAGAAAGCUAUCCACUGCGGGAGAUAGUCUUUAUUUAAUAUUACAAGUCCCAAAAACCGCAACGGCCGAUGAUGUCAAGAAAAGUUAUCGAAAAUUGGCCUUAAAAUAUCACCCAGACAAAAAUCCCAACAAUCCUGAGGCAGCUGACAAGUUCAAAGAAGUCAACCGUGCCCAUACUAUACUGAGAGAUGCCACUAAGAGGAAUAUAUACGACAAUUAUGGUUCUCUCGGUCUUUACAUCGCAGAACAGUUCGGAGAGGAAAAUGUCAACGCCUACUUUGUCGUGACGAGUACGUGGUGUAAAGCGUUAUGCGUUGUUUGCGGUAUCUUAACGGGUUGUUACUUCUGCUGCUGCCUAUGUUGCUGCUGCAACUGCUGCUGUGGGAAAUGUAAGCCGCGCCCGCCAGAAGAAUCUGGAGACUACCAUACAUUGGAGCGCGACGACUCUGAUGGAGUUCAACCGGUGACAUCGCAACCAGGCGGCGAAGGGCGCCCCUCAGGCGAGCAAGCGCCUCCCAUUGCGAUGCCCGCGCCUCCCGCCCCUGGCGUUUCAGAGAACACUGGCCUCAACACAGGAAGCAGUAUUCCAAAGUACACUUGA
Messenger RNA from Leptosia nina, 609 nucleotides. The record is from the annotation of a GenBank genome assembly. NCBI's taxonomy places the organism in Eukaryota, Metazoa, Arthropoda, Insecta, Lepidoptera, Pieridae.